Monosiga brevicollis MX1 is the source of this 1176-nucleotide messenger RNA. RefSeq lists its product as uncharacterized. The coding region runs from base 1 to 1176 and encodes 391 amino acids. The record is from RefSeq and is a predicted model, not a curated record. The transcript is spliced from 3 exons. NCBI's taxonomy places the organism in Eukaryota, Choanoflagellata, Craspedida, Salpingoecidae.
AUGGUGCUGCUUGAUGCGGGAGCCGACCCAGAUGCGCUCGAUCUGGCUGGUUUACAUGUGCUCCAUGAUGCCGCCAAUGCAAACGCUGCCUCGGUUGUUCCCAUUCUAGUGCAACGCUGUCGCAUGCUCAACCCAAACACCAAGGGUCUGACAGGAACGGGACUCACACCACUUGAUGUAGCAUACAAACGCACAGCAGCUUUGGCUGCCGACGUGCUGCUUCGCGAGGGUGGAUGGCCUUACGACCUAUUAUGCCAUGCUGCUGCGGCUCGAAUUCAGUCGAUCUGGCGCUUACGCCGCCAAAUCCGCGCUCGACUGCCCGUCGAUGAAGACUUCACCGUUGUUUUCCGGCCCAUUGCUCGAGCAAAUUUGGCUGUCUUGCGUCUGCACUACCGACAACAGCUACUUAAUCGCCAUGCCGUUUUCCUGGCAGAGGCACGGCAGCUUGGUCGAUUGCCAUCGCAGCUCGAAGGCACGGCUGCCACAGACAGCACGUCACCAGUCUUGGCAGCUACCUCAACCUCGCGAUCACGCACCCUGUCCAAAAGCACCGGGUCGAUGUCUUUGUCUCGUCCUGAGCGUGAGCGUCGUGAACCCUCAAGUCACAGAAAAGCAAGUUCUAAUGGCACACUGCGAGCUGCUCCAGCUCCGCCGAGCACGGCUCGGGUCAUUUCACGCAAUUUCGUGCGGCCCAGCACACGCCAGCAUCGGGCUGCUUCCGUCUCGCGCGCAACAUCCAGCUCACGAAAGCUUCAAGCUCAACUCGAGCAGGAGCGUCAGCGGAAUGUCACUUUGCAAGAUCAACUCAAGUUACUUGAAUCGGUGAACCGACAUCAAGCCAAAGCUCUAGAACACGUGCCUGCAGUCAACGACAACACUGAAGACUCAGACACUCGUCGACGGUCCUACAGCAACUCUGUCGAGAUUAAGCGAUUCAUGCAUCAGCGUAAACUCAUUGACAAAUACCAACGCAAAAUUGCUAGCGUCAAGGCUCGUCUAGACAACAGCCUAGUAGCCGAAUCGUCGCCAUCCAUGAAUGCAGAUGAGGAGAUUAAGAAGGCUGCUCGGCAAGCUGCUCGGCAACAAGUCAAGGCUGCCCUCACUGACGUGCGCUCCAUUCGUGAAAAGACGGAGGCAUUGGCAGUGUCCCUCAAGCGCUCAACUGCAAGCUCGUGA